Pochonia chlamydosporia 170 is the source of this 2349-nucleotide messenger RNA. Its product is annotated as polysaccharide lyase family 8 protein. Gene Ontology annotation, molecular function: carbohydrate binding; lyase activity. The transcript has 9 exons. Gene Ontology annotation, biological process: carbohydrate metabolic process. Gene Ontology annotation, cellular component: extracellular region. The record is from RefSeq and is a predicted model, not a curated record. Bases 1 to 2349 code for a protein of 782 amino acids. NCBI's taxonomy places the organism in Eukaryota, Fungi, Ascomycota, Sordariomycetes, Hypocreales, Clavicipitaceae.
AUGCGGACUCUCUUUGGACUCCUGGCCUUGGCUGGCUCCAAUGUCUUCUUGACUGGUGUCAAUGCCGCCGGCCAAGAUGACGAGCUGAGCAUCAUCUCCAAGAAGCGAAUUGCUGACUUGGCUCAGUUUCCUGAUCCGACGUGGUUCAAUUCCAUAUCCACGUGGUUGGCUAGCCAGAAGAGCGAUGGAACUUGGUCCGAUGUCAAUUACUUGUCUGGAUGUGCAGCUCAACGCGCCAAUUGGCCAAUUCAAGUCCAUUGGAAUAGACUCAUCACCUUUGCUGCUGCUUGGUCUGGCGCCAAUCCAGCUGUUCCACAGAACUGGACGAAGAGCGAUGACUUGAUGAAGGCUAUUUCCAAGGGAUUGGACUACUGGUUUAGCAAUGACUAUACUCCUGCCGAUUGUAUGGGCAACGGCGGAAUAUCGACUGGAGGAUGUCCAUGUGGCACGCCAGGCUUGUGGAAUCAGAACUGGUACGGCCAGGCUAUUCUGAUUCCGCAGCUAUGCUCAACCACUUGCCUGCUCUUGAAGGAUGCAAACUUGACCAAGGACCAGAGCGCAGGAUGCGAGCGCAUUCCUCGCAGGUCAUACGACCUCAGAGAUGGAGUUUAUGGCACCGGCGGUCGCAUGACAGGAGCCAAUGCUGUCUUGGUCAUGCAAAACUCGGCCAGUUUGGCAUUGUACACCAACAACGCUACCAUGCUCAAGGACGCAUAUACCCGGGCAAUGUCAGUCAUGACUUACGCCGACGCAACAAUGGCAGACGGCAUCCACAGAGACGGCACGUUCCUGCAGCACGCUGGCAUCUUGUACAACGGAAACUACGGCAAAGACUUGUUCAAUGCAUUCAUCCAACUUAACAGUGAAGCCGCCGGCACCUCAUUCGCAGCUGGACCAGCUACGGAAGACGCCAUCGCCACGCAAGUCAGGGGCAACGAGUGGAUGAUCUUUGUCGACGAGCAAACAAAACGGGAGCACUGGGACUUUAAUGCCAUCGGUCGAUUCGUCGCAUUCCCAAGCCAAGACUUACAAGCCAACUCAGACAUCAACUUCAACGUUUCCAAGCUCGCCCGCGCCGUUGCAGACUUCACUGGCGCAAACGACGUCAGCGACACGAUCCGAAGAUUGAAAUCCAACGGCACUGAGAAACUCGUCGGCAACAAAGGCUUCUGGGCCAGCGAUUACAUGGUCCACCGAACCAAGUCCUUCAUCCUUGGUAACAAGAUGCUGUCCACACGAUCGCGCAACACCGAGGCCGUCAACUCUGCCAACCCAUACGGAUACCACCUGGGCCAGGGCACUCUCUUCUCCUACGUCGAGGGCAACGAGUACAAGGACAUCAUGGGCGCAUGGGACUGGAAUCUCAUCCCCGGAACGACGACCCUCCUGAACCACCCGAAGCUGUCAGCUAGUGCGUCUGCAAAUCUUGGAAAGAACGACUUUGUCGGUGUUGUCAGCGACGGCAAGGUUGGAACCGCGGUGGAAGAUUACGUUGAUCCCUUUGACGGCAGCAUCUCUUACCGCAAAGCUUGGUUCUACCAGGAUGACUUUGUCCUUGUCACCACACAAGACAUCAAGAAGAAUGUGUCUGAUGCGUCUGUCAUCACUGUCCUCGACAACCGUGCCUCUGCCCACGGAAAUAUCUGGGUCGAUGGAAGAAACGUCAAUGCCGAUAAGGGAAAAACAACCAAGGGCAAGACCCUCUUCUACGGCGGGAAUGGCUAUCUCUCGUACGACAACUCCUUUGAUCUCACUCUCUUUGAGGGCAAGCGCACGGGCAAUUGGUCCGAGAUCUCGACCUCAACCGCUGGCGUCACCACCGUCUCCAUCUUCUCAGCGUACAACACCGUCAAGGGCAAGUCUAGCGCCUACGCGGUAUUCCCUGCCUCCAGUCGCAACAGACUUGCCAAGGAGCUGGUGAAGCCGUCGUCCUCCCCCAUCAUCAAGAACGGCAUCAGCGGAGCCGUUGGUUCGGAUAAAUUGAGUCUAGUCUUCUGGCCUGGCGGCAGCAAGAGCAUUAAGCUGAGCCUCAAGGAGAUCGGCUGGGCUAAAUCAGGUUCCGUGACUAUCACGUCUGCCCAGCCAGGUGCUUACCUCUUCUCUGGGAAGUGCAAGCGCGGCAAGGGCAUGACUCUGUUGGCUACCUUGUCUGAUCCAACCCAGAAGGCUACCAAGGCUACCUUUUCUCUCAAGUUUGAGGGUGCCAAGGCUAAAUUGGCGGCUGCGGCCGUGGCGGCCAAGGAUGGUAGAUCUGGCGAUGAGGUUGAGGUCAAGUAUACUGUCAGUUUGCCGACUGCUGGACUGGCAGGGUCUUCGAUAUCACGCAAGAUGUACUUGGAGUUUAAGUAA